CUUCUGCCACCAAGCUACACUAUCAAACACAUUAACAAAUUCAUUGACAAGCCGGACCCUAACUAGCGCGCACUGCUGACUGUCUCGGUGACCAACUGAGAGCGGGCUUGCCUCCAAGGACACGAACUAUUACUGGCAAGAAUGGAGCGCUAGUUUGAUCUGCAGAUCUAAACACCUACAACGCGGCGGGUCCUCCAACAUCGCGCGAUGCAGCUCGCCGGGAGGCUCUCGCGCGUCUCGCCAUGCGCUAUCGGGAGAAAGAAUGCAUGUGUGCUACGCCCAUCACUGCAUCGACAGCACUUUGCGCGGUCUCGGGUUGUGCCCCCCGUCCCUGCUGCGGCCUAUGACAGCAGGCGCGCAUUUGACUCGCUCGAUGAAAUACAGAAUCCUGUCGGGACGGACCCUCUCGUCAAGGACCUUGCGGACGCACUGCAGCUGACGCGGCGCCGUGCGCCCUUCGACAACGAGUACAUCCUGGGCCUGGGUCUGAACCUGGUCCUGCCGCACGGGCGCACCACCGCCCUGGUGGGGCUGUCGGGAGCGGGCAAGUCCACAGUGGCCGGGCUGCUGUCGCGCUUCUACGAGCCACAGGAGGGCUCCAUCCUGCUUGACGGCCGCCCCAUCUCCAGCUUCAGCCGCGGCGAGUGGGCCAAGGCCGUGAGCCUGGUCAGCCAGGACCCGGUGCUCUUCAGCGGCACCAUCGCAGACAACAUCGCAUACGGUGAUCAGGAGGAGAUUACCGCCGCCGCCACGGCCGCCAACGCGCACGACUUCAUCAUGAAGCUGCCGGACGGGUACCGCACAGUGGUGGGCGAGCGCGGCACGCUGCUGAGCGGCGGGCAGCGUCAGCGCAUCGCCCUGGCUCGCGCCAUCAUCAAGGACAGUCCCAUCAUCCUGCUGGACGAGGCCACCAGCGCGCUGGACGUGCUGAGCGAGCGGCUGGUGCAGCAGGCCAUCAACCGCCUGGUGAAGGGGCGCACCGUGCUGGUCAUUGCGCACAGGCUGGCCACAGUGCAGGCCGCGGACCAGAUUGUGGUGAUGCGCAACGGGCAGGCUGUGGAGAUGGGCACGCACGACGAGCUGAUUGCGCGGCCCAACUCCCACUACACCGAGCUCAUGUCGGUGCAGAACCUGUCCAUGGCAUCCACGUAGGGGGUGGGGGCAGGGGGGUAAAGAGGGGCGUGUGGGGGUUAGAGGGGCGUGUGUGUAGGUGGGUGGGGGCAGGUGGAGGUGGAGGUGGAGGUGGGGGUGUAGGUGGAGGUGGAGGUGUGGGUGUAGGUGGGUUGUGGGGUGUAGGGGCGUGUGGGUGUUAGGGAGCACGAGGAAGGAGGCACGCAGGGCGGUGUACGUGUGGGUGUGGGAGUGGCGGUGAGGAGGGUCGCUUGACACGGGUGAGAAGAUGAACAUGGUAUGGGGAGUGCGUGGGUAGUGGUAGAGGUGGUGGGGAGAGGCAGCGCCAGGCCUCGUGUCGGGUGGCGGGGUGGUCGUGUCAGGUGCCUGGCGGGCGUCACAAGGGCAGUGACCACGGGCGGUGGCCCAGUUUCCCACAAGGAAUGCAUCUCGGGCUCUGGUGGCUUGGUGUCGCUGUGCAUGGGCGCGUGGCGGCUGCCGCUCGUGUGACGCGGGCGCGGCGCCUCCGUGUGCGUGUGUGUGUGCGUGUGUGCGAGCGAUGCCCCGUGCACACGUGCCUAGAGCCUUGUGUGUGCGUGACUAGGGAGCAGGAUGAGAGGGCAGGAGGCUUAGGCGAGGUACAGGAGCUGAGGCGCAUGUAAGCUGCCAGCCGG
Messenger RNA from Chlamydomonas reinhardtii, 1784 nucleotides. RefSeq lists its product as uncharacterized. NCBI's taxonomy places the organism in Eukaryota, Viridiplantae, Chlorophyta, Chlorophyceae, Chlamydomonadales, Chlamydomonadaceae. The record is from RefSeq and is a predicted model, not a curated record. The transcript has 8 exons. Gene Ontology annotation, molecular function: ATPase-coupled transmembrane transporter activity; ATP binding; ATP hydrolysis activity. Gene Ontology annotation, biological process: transmembrane transport. Bases 208 to 1152 code for a protein of 314 amino acids.